This is a messenger RNA of Cynara cardunculus var. scolymus (artichoke), 1089 nucleotides long. Its product is annotated as E3 ubiquitin-protein ligase ATL4-like. The record is from RefSeq and is a predicted model, not a curated record. The transcript has a single exon. Lineage: Eukaryota; Viridiplantae; Streptophyta; Magnoliopsida; Asterales; Asteraceae. Bases 1 to 1089 code for a protein of 362 amino acids.
AUGGAUAUUGGAACACCUCCGCCGCCACCACCACCACCCUACAUCGGAGCAACUCCCACCACCACCACCACCACCAACAGGCCUCCAGUUUACAACAACGGCGGUAUUGCAGCAGACAUUCCUCAAAUACCACACCACCACCACCAUCCAUCCUCUCAUUCUUCUUCGUCGUCGGCAUCUUCGUUAAUCAUAGUGAUGAUAGUUAUCUCCUCCGCUAUUAUCGUCUCCGCCACCGUCUACCUCCUUAUCCGCUUUCUCUCUCGCCGCUGCAACCGUUCCCUCCGUACUACGUUUUCCCCCACUGACGACGUCGUUUCCGACAACAGGGAUGAAAACGAGAACGUGCAUCAUCACGUGAUCUCUUUUGGUAACAAUGGAGUGGAGUCGCUUCCGCUCUUUAGAUUUUCUUCACUCACCGGGAAAAUCGCCGGCGGAGACUGUGCGGUGUGUUUAUCCAAAUUUGAAGGUGUAGAUCAGCUCCGGCUUCUUCCAUUAUGCUGUCAUGCCUUCCACGCAGAGUGUAUUGAUGCUUGGCUCAAAUCUAAUCAGACGUGUCCGCUCUGCCGGUCGACGGUGAAUCCUACCGAAGACGAUGUACUGAACAAAAUAGUCUCGGCCUCCGCAGGCGGCGGUAGAGUCGGUAGAAACAGAAGCAACAGUUUUCGGAUCGAGAUUGGGAAUGUUAGCCAGCGACGAGAACCUUCCGAUUCAGACCGAAGGUCGUAUUCCAUUGGUUCGUACGAGUACGUACUCGACGACGGCUACGAGAUCUCUGUGGAAUCAACGCACAGAAGAGGCGGUUCCGACUGUACUUCAGUGGACAAGGACUCUACAGCUCCUGAACCGCCGGGACAUAAUUUAGCGGCGGAGGUCGGAGCUGGCGGCGGCAGUGGACGGCGUAAUUGGUUGCGAGAUUACGUGGAUCGCGUCUCCGUUUCUCUCUCCUCACGUACUCAAUCGCUUCGUGGUUCUGGAAGGUUCUUGACCGGAAACCUUCGCCGGAGUGAGACCGUGGAUGAGUUUGAAGCAAGUCAUGGUAGAGUCGGAGAAGAGAUCAGCGAGCUUUUCCGGUGGCUCUCGGGGAUAUAA